AUGCAAGCUUCCCUUAUCAGCUUCAUGGCUCAGCUUCGGUGUGUUCUCUGCAACCGCUCUACUAUUCCCUGCUAUAUCAACAAUUAAGCCUUACCCGUGUUGGGCUUCAUUCUUUUCGGACCGUCGGUAAAGACAUUGUAUUGUAGAAUAGAGUUUUCAGCUUCUUCAGAUAAGGGGUCGUCGCUCCCGUCCAGCCCGUCUUCGGUGACUCAACUCUGCAACAUCGAGGCAACAGCUGACGGGGAAGUUGCACAGGACCUUGCACUUGCACACCGUACACACCACGCGUUGCAGGGUCAGCCACGACUACCCAGCAUCCAUUGAUAAGCCUCUCGUUCCUGCUACAUUUACUGGUUUACAUAUAUAGGUACAAUGCAUCUUGUACCAUAGAUCCCUAACCUUCAAUCGUUUCUUUUUCUAGAAGCUUUCCCUCCCACCCCAAACCUUCUCAUUUCACAUUGCACAACUCCAACCUCAAAAUCUCGAUUCUAGUCGACCGACGCGUCGCGCAUCGCCUUCGACCAUGGAGGUCAACGAUUCUCCCACCGGUACCCCUAAUUACCAGGGUAGCGGCGAUAACAUCAACGAGAAGCACAAUGAGAUGGCCGAUCAUGUCUACAGCAGCGAUCAUGGCGCCGAGACUGCGCUUCGUCGAACUCUCAGCACCCGUCACAUGACAAUGAUCGCCCUCGGUUCCAGUAUUGGUAUGGGUCUAUGGCUCGGCAGCGGUGAGUCCCUCGCGGAUGGCGGCCCUGCUGGUAUCUUUCUCGGUUACUGUCUUGCCGGUUCUAUGAUAUGGUGUGUCAGUCAUUCCAUCGGUGAAAUGGCCUGCAUGUACCCUCUCCCAUCGGCCUUCGUGCAAUGGACUGGCAAGUUUGUCGAUCCAGCCGCUGCCUUUGCCCUGGGUUGGUCUUACUGGUUCUCGUACUGUAUUACGAUCGCGAACGAACUACAAGCUACCAACACCGUCAUCAACUUCUGGACUUCCGCCGUCCCCGUCGCAGGAUGGAUCAGCAUCUGGUUCGUCGUCAUCGUGCUCAUCAACAUCGGCGCCGUCACCCUGUUUGGUGAGAUCGAGGUUGUCGCUAGCACUAUCAAGUUCGGCUGGAUCUUUGUCAUUAUCAUCUCCAUGAUAGUCAUGUCGGCUGGAGGCGCGGGAUACGGCCCGGUAGGGUUCCGAUACUGGAAUUCGGAGCCGUUCACCCACGGGUUCAAGGGCUUUCUCAAUGUGAUGCCUACCUGUAUCUUCGCCAUGUCCGGAUCCGAAAACUCGGGCCUCGUCGCCGCCGAGACGGCAAACCCGCGAAAGGCUAUCCCUCGCGCCGUCUCUUCCAUCUGGGUUCGCUUGUCGCUAUUCUACCUGAUCGGAUCCCUGAUGAUCACCAUCAACGUUGAUCCGCAUAAUGAGAAUCUGUUCGGUCAGUCAGGCACCAAUGCGUCCCCCUUCGUCAUCGCCUACCGCGACGCAGGUCUUCCCGCCUUGGCUCACAUUAUGAACGCCAUCAUUCUAAUUUCUGUCAUCUCGACCGGCUCCAUUUCAGGCUACGGCGGAUCGCGCACGACGAUGGGUCUAGCGCACCUCAAUAUGGCCCCGAAGCAAAUGCAGUACGCCGACCGGAUGGGCCGCCCAUGGUACGGUCUAGUACCGACCUUUGUUCUUGGCGGUGGCCUAGCCUACCUAGGUGUUAGCGAGUCGGGAUCGAACGUAUUCACAUGGUUCUCUAACCUAACCUCACUAUUCACGCUCUUCGGAUGGGGCAUGAUCUGUCUCUCGCACAUCCGCUUCCGUAUUACCUGGGCGCGACAAGGCCACACGCCUGAAGAGCUGCCGUGGAAGUCGUGGAUGUACCCUUGGGGAGCGUGGUGGGGGCUGAUUAUGUGCAUACUCCUGAUCAUUGUGGAGUUCUACCUCUCGGUCUGGCCGCUCGGCGAACCCUCCAGCGCCAAGAAUUUCUUCGCUAACUACGUCUCCAUCAUCCUCAUCAUCGUCAUGUGGCUCGGCGCCAGGGUCUACUACCGCGGUAGCUGGUGGGUCGAUAUCGACACCAUUAAUCUCGACGAGGGACGCAGGUUCUAUGCUACUGCUGAUGUUGAGAAGGUCGAAGCUAGGGGCGUCAAGGGGAUCGCGAAGAGGGCUAUUGGCGCGAUUCUUGAUUAGGCUGGUGAUCGAGUGAGGCGCAAGGUCACAGGAGUACAUCAAGGGGGGAACCUAUGAUUGGAGUGCUGGAGUUGUACAUGUCAGGCCUUACACUACAAACUGAAUAUUAAUUAAAAGAGUAGUAAAUUAAACUACAUUGUUGCA
Annulohypoxylon maeteangense is the source of this 2302-nucleotide messenger RNA. Its product is annotated as amino acid permease/ SLC12A domain-containing protein. The transcript has 3 exons. Gene Ontology annotation, biological process: amino acid transmembrane transport. The annotation marks the transcript as partial. NCBI's taxonomy places the organism in Eukaryota, Fungi, Ascomycota, Sordariomycetes, Xylariales, Hypoxylaceae. Gene Ontology annotation, cellular component: membrane. Gene Ontology annotation, molecular function: amino acid transmembrane transporter activity. The record is from RefSeq and is a predicted model, not a curated record.